Gadus chalcogrammus (walleye pollock) is the source of this 1389-nucleotide messenger RNA. RefSeq lists its product as uncharacterized. The record is from RefSeq and is a predicted model, not a curated record. The coding region runs from base 76 to 567 and encodes 163 amino acids. Lineage: Eukaryota; Metazoa; Chordata; Actinopteri; Gadiformes; Gadidae. The transcript has 5 exons.
UUGAAAGUGUCUUCAUGUUAUUUUGCAAUCCAAGGCAGAGAUAGUCUGAGAGGUUGAUUCUACAGCAAAUACAUCAUGCGUCUUUUAAGUUGUUUUCUCGUGCUCGCUGUGAGCACCACCCAUCUGUGCGAUGCAGGGCCACUCCACGCACAGUGCAGAGCAGACUGGUACUUUGGGAUACGCUGUCAAACAGUCUAUGAAGCCCUCGUUUCACAGAUUAAGAAAUGGCAAGGCAGAGAUGGAUGCAAGAUGGGUGGGCAGAGAUGCCUUUACAAACUCAAGUCCUCCUCGGUCCACUUCAUAGCUGCCAAGCACACCUCACCCUUACGGGGAAACGUUGAUGACAUCAAUUUCCGGCUGGUCUCCUAUCCAUUCAUCGUCAGUUGCCGCGUCUCGGCCAUGUCGGUGUCCGAGAGCUGGUACCGAGUUAAAGACCACGGCGCCAAUUACUGUAACCUGUACAACCUCAUGGAGGGGAGUGGGUUGACCCAGGCCAGUGGUUACAGAGAGGUCACCAGUGACUUCAUGUGCACGCAGCGCUCCACUGCCAACUGCACUGUCUACUAGCGCUAGCACUGCCCAACAGAGGCCACCGCUUCAUCAUGACGUCUUCUGUUGAACUCUUUAAAAUAUCUAAAUGAAAAAUUAGAAAUGUAAUUAUUUCGUUUUUUUGGUUGAAUCCGCUAUAUCCGUCAUGCAUUUUAGUCAAAAUAUACAUUUCAAAAAGUCUCUCAGUAAAUAGUUUGAUGGUACUGAAGUGUUUUUUGGCAACAGGGUAGCAGAAUAAAAUAAUGAGGAUUACAAGUCUAAUUUUAUAAAGGAUACGCUUUCACACCUUCAACUUUUGCUAACUUCUGUUCUCAUUUUGGAAUAUUGCUCAGCCUUCGUGGCCUAUUUUGCUUCUUUUUGUCUAAUUAUGAGUUACUGUGAUUGUGAAUCAAAGUUAUAUCAUAUUUUAAGAUUAAGUCCUCCAUGUAUCGAAAUGUCGAUGAUGUUUAAUUAAGUGUAUGCAUUUCAUAGAUUUAAACGGAUUGACCAGACAUCUGUCAAUUGUAAUUUGUCUAACUGCCCCGGAGUCAGACGAGUUGUUUAGUUCCAAAUUCUUCAUUGUGAGUCUACUGUAACUCUGCAAGUUACAGAAGACGCACAAUGUCUACUGUAACUUGCAGAGUUACAGUAGCCUAGCUCCUGUUCAUGCGAUUGGGAUACUCUAUGAAUUACUUUACAACGAUUUCUAAAUUGUAUUUGUGUUCUGAAAAGUUGCUUAUUCAAAACGAGUGCCGUUAACAGCACAAAAGAAUCUAAGUUUGUCCACAAAUAAACAGAUAAGAGGAGGCAGCGUGACAUGUCUUUCUCCACAUUGAAUUUUUUUCCAGAAUAGAUACUUAA